This is a messenger RNA of Oldenlandia corymbosa var. corymbosa, 432 nucleotides long. The record is from the annotation of a GenBank genome assembly. NCBI's taxonomy places the organism in Eukaryota, Viridiplantae, Streptophyta, Magnoliopsida, Gentianales, Rubiaceae.
AUGGGAAAAGGAGGAUUCGGCAACUCAGCUACAGCUGCAGGUCGUCUUUUGCAAGACACAAUGAUGGCAAGAGUUAAGAAGGAAUUUGAUCGAGACUGUGUUGCGGGGCUAGUGGAUAAGAUUGCUCUAACGCGACCCACCCUCGAACGCGAUUUCAGGAAUGAUAAGGGAGAUGCACACAGUGGGGGAUUUUCGGUUGGUUGCGCACUUCGGGCUGGUUCCAUUCCGGAGCUAGGCAACCACUAUAUGAGAGUUUUCACCGGUGAUUACAUGGUGAAAGCUUCAAUUCUCCAAACUGAACUUGAAGAUAAAAUUGGAGUUUUGAAGUCUUUGGUUAAGGAGGUUGGUGAACUUGAGAAGGAGAUGUGUGGAAUUGAGAACAGUGCUAUGGGUGAAAAGGCUGCCACUGAUGAACAAGUGGAGGAAGAGUAG